Messenger RNA from Xiphias gladius (swordfish), 1005 nucleotides. RefSeq names its product prefoldin 5 (gene pfdn5). NCBI's taxonomy places the organism in Eukaryota, Metazoa, Chordata, Actinopteri, Istiophoriformes, Xiphiidae. The coding region runs from base 4 to 702 and encodes 232 amino acids. The transcript has 7 exons. Gene Ontology annotation, cellular component: cytoplasm; prefoldin complex. Gene Ontology annotation, biological process: protein folding; regulation of DNA-templated transcription. The record is from RefSeq and is a predicted model, not a curated record.
AUCAUGGAGUCAGUCUGGGAUUACAUGACGAGACAGAAGACACUGAGACAGACUAAAUCCACACAACUGAGGCAAGUUCUCCAACAACCCUCCUGCCAAGUACUUUUAAAAACUGUGCACAGGUGUACCCAGGAGGGAUUGUGCUGUUUUAAAGGGGGGCGACGUUUCAGACCAAUGACGGUCCUUCACCCGGAAACACAGUCGCAAAGGGUCAUCUGGCAUCGCGCUUCCAACAUGGCUGUCAACCUCACAGACCUCUCCCUGUCUCAGUUAGAGGGACUGAAAACCCAACUGGACCAGGAGAUUGAGUUCCUGACAUCUUCAAUAGGACAGCUCAAAGUGGUCCAGACCAAGUAUGUUGAAGCAAAAGAUAGUUUGAAUGUUCUGAACAAAAACAAUAAAGGAAAAGAAUUGCUCGUGCCUCUCACCAGUUCUAUGUACGUCCCUGGAACAUUAAAUGACGUGGAACAUGUUUUAGUGGAUGUUGGGACAGGAUAUUAUGUUGAAAAGAACGUGGAUGACUCAAAGGCAUUCUUCAAGCGCAAAAUCGACUUCCUCACAAAGCAGAUAGAGAAAAUUCAGCCAGCCCUUCAGGAAAAACAUGCCAUGAAACAAGCUGUGAUUGAAGUAAUGAACGCAAAGAUCCAGCAACUACAACAGAGCCAACAGACAUCGCAGAUGGUUGCGACCACCAAGGCUUAAUGAGAACACCUGCUCUUCAUGAUUUGGGGGAAUUUUUGUUUGUGUGCUGGGAAAAAAAAGGAAAUGACAAUAAAAUGCCCUUCAUUAACCUGAUGAAAUCAUGCUAACUACUGAAGAAUAAAAAAAAAAUACAUGUUUUUUUUCUAUCUGAAAGUAAGUGCAUUAACCUGGUCACCAGUUAAGUAGGUUACUGUCAUGGUAAAGCAAUCAUCUGUACUUGGUCAAUUUUAAAUUAAUUUAAUUGGGUUUUCUUAAUUAAAACAAUCACUGUGCAUUCAGGAACAUUAAAGAUUUUUUUCAUUG